AUGUAUUCACCACUCAACACCUCCCGCAAAGAGAUACGUUUACUGUAUCUCUAUCCGGGUGCUUGGAAUGAUGGCAUCGAAUGUCGCAUGGAAACCGUAUCCUUGAAAGAUUACCCCAAGUUCCAGGCCAUCUCAUACGUAUGGGGCGACACCACAAAUAAACUAUCCAUUACGGUCAACGGACAACACUUGGCAGUGACUCAGAACGUAGUCACUGGCCUUCAAAGACUCCGCGCUACAGGAGAAACUCUGGCCCUCUGGCUCGAUGCAGUGUGCAUCAAUCAGUCGGAUAUUCACGAGCGGUCCGAGCAAGUGCAGUGCAUGAGGGAGAUAUACAGUUCCGCCGACGAAGUUUUCAUCUGGCUAGGUUACGGCCGCGACUCGCAUUCUCCCUCGGAGCAACCAAAAAUUAUCCGAUGGACUGGUGACGACAGAGAUUUGGAAAUUGUCGACACGUAUUUCAAGCAAGGGACAUUGAAGAAUGGCUCAAAGGAAGACGGCAAUGAAAUCGAAGACGUCGUCGGCCUUUUUGUCUACAUGAAACUUCGAGCUAUGGACAAACACGUUCAUGAAAUACCCUUUUUUGAUGUUCAAGGAGGUAAACUACAAGCAGGAAAAACAUGGUUGGCCAUCAUCCAAGCUAUGCAUACGCUGAGCAGCCAUCCUUGGUGGACGCGGAUUUGGGUCGUCCAAGAAACAAUACUCGCUCGGAAAGCUACCGUCUUAUACGGUAUCAUUACUGUACCCUGGACACUGGUGGCAGAAUCCACCCGCGCUGCUGCACGCCACAUUCAUUGCUGCGGUGAUCUGCACCAGGCACGAGGGGGUCGUGAACUGCGAGCCAUUGUGGAAUUGAGAAAGGCUAGGUACGACGAUCUGGAGUGGCUGAGGGCUGCAAGAGCACAAAACAAAAAUUUAAGCCUAUACCAGGUCAUGAGUCGAACACACUCGCGCAACGCAACAGAUGUCCGGGACGAAGUGUUUGGGGUACUGGGAUUGGUCACUGACUGGCUUGGUCAGUCGCCUUUGAUUCCUGACUACGAUUUGUCUCCGAGCGAGGUCUUCAUGCGCGUUGUUACCAAGCACAUCCAGAGCACUCUUUCAUUGCAUAUAUUGAUGGGCACAGCUCGAACUGGUAUUCCUGAUGUACCAUCUUGGGUCACACAAAGGGGUCGUACGUCGCAGAGUUCUAGCUCAGCAACCGGGUAUAGAAUCAACCGGGCAGUGCUAUUUUCUGCAGCAGGUGGCCGCCCAGCCAGCGUCAGACGAGCGAGCAAUGUCUUGGUUACCGAUGCCUUUGAACCAUGUCUCACUAUUUCGCAAGUGGGUUCAAUUUUGCCAGGGAAUCAUGAUUGGCACAAAUUGAUUGACCGCAUCACAUCGUGGCGCCACAUUGCUCGACUGAAAAAUCCAGCAGACCACACUCUUGGCCCACAGAACCCGGAAAAUGAAGCAUUCUGGCGUACGAUUACUAACGACUCGUGGCAACCACAGCGCAUGAAUUCAGUCGACAUCCUUUCCGCCCAACUCGACUUCAGUGGUGAGGUGUUCACUGCAUACCGACGAUUUGGCAACACCGACGUGAGCCGUAUAGCAGAGGGCUUCUGGGACUGGGCUCAAUCCCAGGCAAAAGGUGACUUGAAGAGAAGGGAACAACAUGCCAGCAGUAUGAAUGAGAUUAAGACGUUUCACCACUCGCUACUGGGUGCAACACUUGACCGGCGAUUUUUCCUCGCCAGCAAUGGCUGCAUGGGAAUGGGCCCGCCUGAGAUGCAAUCCGGCGACAGCAUUGUCAUCUUGCUGGGAAGCACAGUACCAUUUUGUAUUCGGGCCAUGCAAGAUGCGCCUGGUGGACACUACAGAAUCGUCGGUGAUGCAUAUGUGCAUGGCUUGAUGGACGGGGAAGGUGUGCCGAACGAUUAUGAAAAGAAGAUUGUCCAAAUAUUCAUCCAUUGA
Messenger RNA from Bipolaris oryzae ATCC 44560, 1956 nucleotides. RefSeq lists its product as uncharacterized. The coding region runs from base 1 to 1956 and encodes 651 amino acids. NCBI's taxonomy places the organism in Eukaryota, Fungi, Ascomycota, Dothideomycetes, Pleosporales, Pleosporaceae. The transcript has a single exon. The record is from RefSeq and is a predicted model, not a curated record.